GUGUUCAUUGGUGGCUUCCUUCCGACGCUCGAUCUAGGUCAGGAGGUAAAGAAAGAAAUGGGGAAAGUUCUAACGAUGAACUUCAGUUUCUGAUUGUCAAAUGGAGAGAGAAAAUCGCGAAAGGAAAGUAUGGAAAACGAACUUAGACUUCACAGUCCAGUUGGAGCGGAGCCAGUUGUUUACACAUGGCCUAUAUCGUCCUCGGAUGGCAAGGAAGGGGCCACGGAGGUCAUAGAUACGAUACGAUGGGUAGCGGCAGAUGUUACAGAAUUGAAGUCGGCACUCAACAACCACAUCUUACAGGAGUAUGACGUUAACAGCUUUGAAAGCAUGAAAAAUGUCUGUGACAAAUACAACAGGACGAUUGACAGCAUUCGACAACUUUGGAAAGGUACGAGUCGACAGAGUGAGCUGGCUGGUCGUCCAUCUACCGGUCUGUUGAAGCACAUACUACAGCAGUGUUAUAACCAGGCGGUCAGUGACCCUGAGAGACUGAACCAGUAUGAACCGUUCUCACCUGAGGUGUAUGGGGAGACUUCCUUUGACCUGGUGGACCAGAUGAUACAAUCCAUCAAUUUCACUGAGGAUGACUACUUCAUUGACUUGGGCAGUGGUGUUGGACAAGUAGUUCUACAAGUAGCAGCUGCCACUCAGUGUAAGAUGUGCUACGGAAUAGAGAAAGCAGAAUUCCCAGCCAAGUAUGCUGAGACAAUGUCCUCAGAGUUUGAAAAGUGGACUAAAUGGUAUGGGAAAGAUCAUGGGCAGUAUCAGAUAGAGAAAGGGGAUUUCCUAAUUGAGGACGUGAAAGAUAAAAUCAACAAUGCCACGGUGAUAUUUGUUAACAACUUUGCGUUUGGACCACAAGUUGACCAUCAGCUGAAACUGAGAUUUGCCAACAUGAAAGAAGGUGCCAAAAUUGUCUCCUCAAAAGCAUUCUGUCCACUUAAUUUCAGAAUUACAGACAGGAAUUUAAGUGAUAUUGGGGCUAUAAUGAAUGUAACCGAGUUAUCCCCUCUCCGUGGUGAGGUGUCCUGGACAGGCAAACCUGUGACCUACUUUCUCCAUACAAUAGAUAGGGCAAUGCUUGAGAAGUAUUUCCUGAGGAUGAAAAAUCCCAAGUUGAAGGAUGAAGAGGAUGUAAGAAAGGAUCGUAAAGGUCGACUGCUGACCUUGAGAGAUAAAAAUAACAUCGAGAAUAAAGAGAAGGAGGAAGUUAAGAAUGGGGUCUUGAAACGCAGAAGCAGGGCCUGUGUGAAUGCCUUGGAUAGCUGUUCCAAUAGUUCCUUCCCGGCAUCUCGGAACUUGGACUUUGACAGCGCCAGUAACACCAGUACAGGGACAAGUACCACCAUGGACGAAAAUAACCAGGUAUUUGGGGCUACCACCCGAAGACAGUGGUCGGAAACAAUCAGCAAAUCCAAAGCCUCAGCCUUUUUGUCUGCCUGGGAUGGGGAAGAAAGUGAAAAUUCUCAUGUGGAUGUUGAAGAAGAAGAACCAACAAAAGAGACAAAGACAGCAGUGAAGACAGCGAGGAAUAAGAGAGCUGUCAAAAAGGACAAGCCCGCGGGGGGGAGAAAGAGAACAAAUUUUAGUCGCCAGUCUCGUGUGAAGAAAAACAAAGAAAAGGCCAAAUCCAAAGUCCUUGGUCUAGACAGUCUGAACUUGCUGCAUACUCACACAUUAAUGUCAACAGCAAAGUCUGAUUCUCCACCUGAGAACACCAUGAAGUGGAAUGACCUCAGUAUGACCUCUGUAUCCUCGUCGUACUUCAAACCCACCACUCAGAGUCGGUCAAUCUCCUCCCUGGAGUCAGAGCCCCCCGCCCUGCAGCAUCUGCUAGAUUUGUUUAAACAACAGUACAUGCAGUUCAUGUCUUACAUGAAAAGCCCACAGUAUAAAAUUGCCAUUCAGCAAGAAAUUGAGAAGGAAAAGCAAAGACAGUUACAGUUGAGGGCCAAAGCCCUGCACCUUGAGACCCAGAUAUCAGGACUGCAGAAAGAGGGCGUGUCAAGACUCAAACAGAGAAUGAAGGAGCUGGGUAUUAAUGCUGAGAAUCCAUCUGAGUUUUUAACGCAAGCAAAGAAGAUAGUAACUGGACAUAAGGAGCUACAGGGUCAUUUGAGUAGCCUCCAGGGUCAAGUGUCCAAUCUGGAGGCAGAGAGGAACAAACUAAUGAGUGAAACAAAUCAGCAAGUCCUUAGUCAGAAAUUGAAUGGAAACAAGAAUGGAUUUAUCAAACCAGAGCUAACCAAUGAUCUGAUGAAGCAUGUCAGCACCACCUACUCCCAGAAGAAGAAGUUACUUAACAAAGUCAAGGAGCUUGAGGCUGAGGUACAGGCUCUGGAGAGUGAGAACCAGCAUCUGUCGGAAGUCGAGAAGGAGAACUUCCUCCUUAUAGCUCAGGGUCAGAAACCUGUGCCAAAUCUAUAUCAACGACUAGGGGAUAUACCUAAGGCAGCUAUACCAUCAUCCAUAGCUAUCCCAUCAACCACCACCACUAUCCCGUCAUGCACAACUGUCCCAUCAACCUUAACUGCACCAUCAACCACAUCUAUGUCAUUAGCCACAAGUGUCCCAUCCAUGAAGAGUGUCAGCAAUGCCCAAGUAGUGAAUGCAUCUGUGAAGUGUAGCCAAGUAAAGGAGGCUGUUCCUGUAGGAAUGAGGAGUAUUCUAUCCCCUACUUCUCGAAGCUCAGGGAUCAUACCAUCAUCUUCUGUAGGGCAAACCACAGCAGCUUCAGUGUCCACUGCACCAGUAUCAGUAGUCUCCUCAAAGCCAGAUCUGAAAGUGAAAAACGCUUUGUCUUUACAAUCCCUACUGGAGGCAAGUGCUUUACAGAGAGAGAAAAGUAAGGAUAGUUACGUCAAGUCCAUUGUUCCUGUGUUGGCCAUGGUGGAUAAUGGUAAAAGCCAUGUUAAAAAGGAGAGCAUGUUGAAACCUGUAAAUGGUGUAAAGCAGAAAAUUAUAGCCCUCCAGGCACUUAAAGAUGGGGGACCCAAACCUUCUCUCCCUGUUAGUAUACCACUGGGAAAGGUGAAGUCGGAGGAGGGUCAGACCAAACCCUCCCUCCCGGUCAGUAUCCCCCUAGAUAAAGCAAGACUAGAGGAGAAGAACAGAGCAGGUCCAGUUGUAAAGGAAGAAAUGACCAAGGCUGAAAGACUAAUGGCCAUGUACUCUCCAAUCAGCAGGUCAAGUAGUGUGGACAGUACAGAUGCACCGGAGGAAUUGGGUCAGAGUUCAGGGGUCAGUAGCUUCGGUUAUUCUCCAGCAAACUCUCAGAGUCGAAACAGUAGUAACAGAGGCAGGACUAUAAACAAUUACAUAAAAGCUGUGGUGAAGGAUCAAAUUACAGGCAAAGCCAAGUCAGGAUCAACCACUACAACUCAUUUAAGCUAUUCUAAAUCCGAUGAAAGAACCAUGUCACAAAAGCUGAACCUAGCUGAAGCCUUGAUACAGAUGUCAGAAGCUCACAAUCAUGUGAAGCCUAACUGUGUGCCAACAUUCAACAAUCACAGCCAUUCUAAACAACCCGCUACCAUCAAACGUAAACCAAAUGAUUCUACUUCUCCCAGCGUGGCUAAGAAACCAAGAACAGAUUUAUCUCGGACGUCACCAGCUUCCAGUAAAUCCAUGACACCAGUGAGAACCCCAGGCCUGGAGUCUGCCUCCAGCUCCUGUAGAAACAGUCCCCUGUUCACAAAGGCAGCGGUUAAAGAACAUAGAACUGACAAAUCCUACAGACAUUCUAGCAGUAAGCCUAAACCAAAAGAAAUCACCAGUGGCUUUGAUGCCCUGGUAGCUCUGGCCUCCUCUGAACUAACUAAAAAUAAACGCACAGAAAAACAGCUGAAAUCUGGUUAUCAUCACCAUAACAAUGUGCACAAGAAAUCUUCAUCUCGAUCUCACCAGGACCAUUCCAGAAGUGCUCCUUAUACUAAAAUAAAACCCUCAGGGCCUAGAACACCCCCUGGUAGCCCCCCGGCUCACAAACAGGGCCCAAGGACACCCCCGGGGUCCCCCAGUCAGUUUGUGAACAAUCGAAGGAAUGACAUGAGAACGCAUGUAAAUGGUCGACAUAGAAACUUGUCAAAUCGUGGUCGAACCCAGUACAGGAGAAGUGAUACUCACGGUUCGUACAGUAGCAAGAGUCGGAGUUCCAGUUACGACUCGAGUCGCAGUAGUCGAUCCCGAUCCUCCAGUAGCUCCUCGUGUAGUUCUGGAUGCUCAUAUUCCAGCAGAAGUCGAUCGCGCAGUUCGAGCUGUAGCAGUAGUUGUAGCAGAGGGCCACCAGCUAAAAGGUCACCAGUCAAACAACCUGCUACACCUAAACCUGGUGCAAAACCCAUGAAAGUUAGCACUUCUUUCCAACCGAUAGCAUUAAAAACCAGUAUAGGCAAUGCAACCUUAAAUGGCAGCUAUCGUAUAGUGAACAGUAACACAACUGUGAAUAAUCCAACAAUGAUGAUAAUGGCCAACAAUGCAGUAAAAUCAGGGAAUAAUUUAAUACAAACUGCUGCUCUGGGAAACCAGACUAUUCCUGCUUCGUCUUUGAACAAUGUUGUUGUUCUGCAGUUGAUGCCUCAGAGCUCAGGGACCCCUGGGCAGAUUAUUAGAACUUCUAUACCAGGGACACUUGUGACAUCCCAACCACCUCCAUCUCAGGGAAAGGCUGUCAACAACUUCACCCAGCCAUUACAACAGUGUUCACAGGUCCCCCCACCCCCUCCUCCCCCUGGUAGCAAUGUAGUCCCACUCACUAAUGGAUUAGUACCCCCAGCUAAUGGUGUCCAGCCAAAUGGGCCUAGUUUUCAGUUUACCAUAGAUAACCGAGGAGGUACAGUUCAGGCGUUUAAUUUUCCAGACUUAACGAGACCACCACCUAACAUUGCAGUGAAACCAUCCAAUGGUACUCUUCCAAUGCCUGUAGCCAAUACUAACAGACCUCUGCUACCCUUACCCAAAGGUCAACAGAAGAGAAUGCCCUCUCCCCAUGGGCAGUCUCCAAUCCUUACUGUAAACCACAGACCACAAGGCAGUCCCAGUAAUGUGAACAUACAACCUAGACCUAACCUUAACACAGUACAAAAUGGAUUUCCCGAGAGACCAUACACUACAGUAGCCAAUAUGAACAACAAUUUUUCACCGCCACAAAAAUUCAGUGAAACACAGCGAGGGCCGGCACUCAAGCCCCGAAUUCCCCAGCAGAUAAAUACUUUCCGUGGAUCACCAGUGACCAUACAUCCAGCGCCAUCUGGUGUUUUACAGGGAGGUAACUCUAACCCAAGGCAGAGGUUUACUACUUUCACAGCAGUGCCAUUCCAGGUUUUUAACAAGGAUCAAGGCAAUAUUCAACAGCAGUUUGGAAACCAAAUGCAGACAGUUGUAGUUGAAGAAAAAAUUUCAUCCCCCUCAAAUAAAUAAAAUGGUUGGCAGAUGUAGUAAUCUGACCUUGCACAAUUCUUCAACCAGCCAGUAUACAGCAGAAAAGCACAGUUUCAGAGGCAGCCCUUCACACCGUACACAGGGAUAACUUUAUCAUCUUCAUUAAGCCUGAUCUCAAGGCAGCCAACAAUAUGUUGCAGAUCUACACUUAAAUAUCUUACAUUCACUGGAAUUAUAUUGUGUACUUUAUGUUUUACUUGCAAAAUUUUUUAAUUGAAUUUUUUUUUGAAUUUCGCACAAAGAAUUUGUGUCCAAAAUUGUGGAAGAUUUUUGGUCCAAAAUGUGUUUUAUGGAAAUAAUAGAUGCUGCUGUGUUUUUGAGUUAAUUUAUUUCAUGUUGAUUUUGUUUGCCUAGAAUGUUUGCUGUGUUAUCAUCACUAAAAUCAAAAUUUAGCAUGAAUGUAUAUGUACUUUCAUAUAAUUCGACAUACAUUUCCCAUAUAUUCAUUAUUCCCAAAUAUCCUUAUACAUGAAGUUCCUUAAGUUUAACUGGUGGCUUUUGUUUGGUAAUGUUGUGAAAGAAAUGUCAGAAAAAAAAAUUUGCUCAACGUAAAUAAUAUACCUUCAUUUGAUCUCCCCAUGCUUGCUAAUGUAAAUCGCACAAAGGCAAAAGAAUGAAAUACUUUUGUCUGGCUUUCAUUUAAAACCAUCCUUCAUUUUGUCAAUCCCAACCUAAUUUAUUUAUGGCAUGAAAUUAUUGAUAUUAAUUAACCCAUUUUUUAUACUUGCUUAAUUAUUUAUUUUGUAUCUUAAUGCUAAAGACUAAUUUUAUUUAAUUUUACUUGUAUUAAAGCUAAAACUAUUUUGAUGUGUAUUCCAUUUUACGCAAGAGUUUUGUCCCUUUGAUUUACCUCUCUUACUAGUAAGUGGCUUACAGUGUAUUAGAAGACAUGUAGUUUGCAUCGCAGAAAAAUAGUUUUCGAAUUAGA
Saccostrea cuccullata (small rock oyster) is the source of this 6370-nucleotide messenger RNA. RefSeq names its product histone-lysine N-methyltransferase, H3 lysine-79 specific-like. Gene Ontology annotation, cellular component: nucleus. The record is from RefSeq and is a predicted model, not a curated record. NCBI's taxonomy places the organism in Eukaryota, Metazoa, Mollusca, Bivalvia, Ostreida, Ostreidae. The transcript has 25 exons. The coding region runs from base 130 to 5421 and encodes 1763 amino acids. Gene Ontology annotation, molecular function: histone H3K79 methyltransferase activity. Gene Ontology annotation, biological process: regulation of transcription regulatory region DNA binding; DNA repair; DNA damage checkpoint signaling.